Messenger RNA from Coccidioides posadasii C735 delta SOWgp, 2004 nucleotides. RefSeq lists its product as uncharacterized. The record is from RefSeq and is a predicted model, not a curated record. Lineage: Eukaryota; Fungi; Ascomycota; Eurotiomycetes; Onygenales; Onygenaceae.
AUGCUUCCAUAUCUUGUUCGAAGGGAUUCCUUCCUGUCUACACGCCGCAUUUAUGGUCCUCAUCUUACAGUUAACUUCAAACCCGAUAAAUCCUGGCCACCGAGUCGCGUCCCAACCGACGUGUUCUUUCUGAUCAGUCAAUACUUGACCAAGGCUGAUCUCGCUCGGCUUCGGCUAGUGAAUCGCGAGUUUGCAUUGAAGCUUGAUUAUCUCUUCUUCUACAAGGUGUCGGUUUCAUUAUCGCCCGACUUCUAUGUGGCAAACACACAGAAAGAGGACGAUGUGGGCGUUUUUGAAAGAGUUGGGGCUAAUAUCACAAAGUUUGGGAUUACUCUGGACAUUGAUGAAGCCACUUUAUUGCUGCCUCCCCUUCCCGCCAAUCCUAUCUGCCCAAAGCUCUUCGGUUCGGGUGAACAUGACCGACUAGAUCGCGACCGGGUGUUUUAUCAACGGCUCAGAGACACGGAGCUGCUCGUAUGUCGGCGCUGGCGGAUGGUAAAGGCCUUUUCCCACUUAACAGCGAUGAAGGAAUUGGCACUUAGUUUCAACACCGGACUGGGUUGGGUGUCACCUCCCGUAUUCAAUCGUUUCCAGCCCAUAUUUCUACAGCCUCCAGUGGUCUUUCGAAAAAGGCAUUUGCAUCUGUCUCCCCACCAGUAUUUGUUGCCAAAUGAUAUUGUCCGGUCUGGUACAAGGGUUGCUCCUGGUCCAUAUGUGUUGUCCGCAGCCUGUGGUGAGAGAGCAGUAACUACAUGGUAUGGCACUGAUGGCUCACGAUUUUGUGAAACAUGUCGUCAUCAAUCGCAAAUCGAGCUCCUAGCUGAAACCUCAUCGGUGAUCCAAAGAUUCUUCUCUUCAUUCUUCCUGGCGGUCAUUGAUAACGGCCAGGUCUUCCAGAAUGUGCAUACACUUACGUUCUCUGGCAUCUCCUCCGGGUUAUUACACAAUUUGAACAACUUGGAGUUUUUUGCCUGCUUCCGUGGCUUGAAGUCACUCAGCAUCCUUGUCUAUGCAGACUGGAGGAAGUUCGAUGAGGAUCGAACGAGUCUACAGCAAAUACUACCAAGUGAGGCUCGUUCUGAGUUCUACCAGAUACUUCAGGAACAGAUAUUGCCACUGUCGAAUAUCGAGUCCUUGACGUUGGGUUAUAUCGGAGGAGGCGAGCAUGCUCACGGCGCCCUCGUCCGCAACCGAAACAUUCUCCCGGCUCCAAUCAUGCGGGAACCAGCGACUUCGGCCAUGGGGAAAGCAAGAAACUCGGUCAUCUGGUUUAAACACGUAAAAUCACUCACAUUCGAGAACUGUUGGUUUGCACCCUCCGCGUUGAUUCAAUUCUUGACCCAUUCGAAGAGGAGCCGUUUGGAGAACUUAGUUUUUGAUUCGUGCUCUUUGGCUUCGACUCCUGGCCGCAAGGAUCACGCGUUGAUUCGGUGCGGCCAUGGAACGUACCCAGCGUGGAGGAAGUAUAACCGUCGGGUCCCGUCUGGCAUCUGGAUCUCGAUUCUGGCACAGUUCGGGCCGUACCUCCCGCUUACCGACCCAAACCUGCCCGCAUCCUCGCAGUUUUCGGAUCUAAAGCUGCCAAAACGCAAGCCUCUUGACAACCUUCGUCGGAUGGAUUUUGUUUCUUGUGGAUAUGUUUUGCUGGGCCCGUUUUACAACCAGACCAAUCUCGUCGUGGAUGAAAAGAGCAACGAUCUGAGACGCUCGGAGACGGAGAAGUGGCUUCGGGAGGCCGUGCGCGAUGUUGACGUGUCCAACGCGCCCGUGUAUGCACCUUUUACCAAGCAGGUGUACGACGGAGAUAACCUUCUUGGAAGCAUUAUCCAGUCGAUUGACGAGCGUGAAGAGUAUACGCUGGCGAUGGGAUAUAAUUUCAUGUUUGGCUGGCCUGCAGGCGACGGACUCCGGCGGCUUGUUGAAGAGGAUGGAUGGAAGCCUGGCGGAACAGGGAGAUUUACCGGGAGGGUAGCUCGUCCUGAAGAGAAAGAUGCUGAGGCUUGA